ACUAUUCAAUUUAAAAUUUUAUAACGGAAAAGUUGUGAUUAAACACGCGUAUAUUAUUAUUACAGAAAUAAGGUCUUACCGCAGAAAGUUUAUAAAUACAAAAAAAGGAUUUGUCAAACAGAAAAUCUACGAUUAUUAAAGAUUAAGAAGAUGAAUGAGACGCGCACUGGAAAAAAGGAUAAAAACCAACAUAUACAAGUGUUUGUACGAGUCAGGCCGAUAAACAAUGCAGAACGAAUUGGAAAAUCAGUGUCAGUGGUGGAUGUACCAUCAAAUAAAGAAGUGAUAAUACGCGAAAGACCACAAGACAAACUUUCAAAAAAGUUUACAUUUGAUGAAGUAUUUGGUCCAUUAUCAAAGCAGAUUGAUGUAUACAAAGCUAUUGUUAGUCCAUUAUUGGAAGAAGUUUUGGCUGGAUAUAAUUGUACGGUGUUUGCUUAUGGACAAACAGGUACAGGAAAAACAUUCACUAUGGAAGGUGUCAGCAAUGAUCCAGCACUACAUUGGCAAAGUGACACGACUGCUGGGAUUAUACCACGCACUUUAAGUCAUUUGUUUGACGAACUACGAUUAUUAGAAGCUCAGGAAUAUACAGUACGAGUCAGCUUUCUAGAACUCUAUAAUGAAGAAUUGUUUGAUCUUUUAUCACCCAACGAUGAUGCUUCCAAAAUAAGAUUAUACGAAGACACAUCAAGAAAAGGUGCUGUUAUUAUUCAUGGUUUAGAAGAAGUAACGGUACAUAAUAAAAGUGAAGUUUAUAAGAUUCUUGAAAAAGGAUCAGAAAAAAGACAAACAGCUGCAACAAUGAUGAAUGCACAUUCAAGUCGAUCGCAUACAGUUUUUUCAAUCACAGUACAUAUCAAAGAGAACACCAUUGAUGGAGAAGAACUUUUAAAAACAGGAAAAUUAAAUUUAGUAGAUUUAGCGGGAAGCGAAAAUGUGGGUAGAUCUGGCGCAGUUGAUAGAAGAGCUAGGGAAGCUGGAAAUAUUAAUCAAUCAUUAUUAACUCUUGGACGAGUUAUAACAGCAUUAGUAGAAAGAGCACCCCAUAUACCAUAUAGAGAAUCUAAAUUAACGAGACUUCUCCAAGAAUCAUUGGGUGGACGCACUAAGACAUCUAUUAUUGCAACGAUAUCUCCUGCGAGUAUAAAUUUGGAAGAAACCUUGUCGACAUUAGAUUAUGCGCAUAGAGCUAAAAAUAUUACCAAUCGUCCAGAAAUUAAUCAAAAGCUUUCUAAGAAAGCAUUACUUAAAGAAUAUACUGAGGAAAUAGAGAGAUUAAGAAGAGAUUUAUUAGCAACACGCGAAAGAAAUGGUGUUUAUCUUGCACAAGAUAAUUAUAAUGAAAUGCAAAGUUUAAUAGAAUGUCAAGGUAGAGAGAUAGAAGAAAAAAUCAAUCAUAUUAAAGUACUCGAAGAAACAAUGCUAAAUAAAGAGAAAUUAUUCAAUGAUUUGCAAGUACAACAUAGUAUACAAACAAAUAAGUUGCAAGAAGUGGAAAAUAAUUUAACAAACACAACUAAUGUAUUAAAAUCAACUACAAAUCAUUUAAAAAUGACUAAACAGGAAAGAGAUGAACAGAAAUAUCUUGUAGAAAAACAUGCAUCAGCUGAAAAAGUAUUAUUAUCUCAAGCGAAGACACUUUUGAAUGUUGCAAAUGUAGCAAGUACAGAUACUUAUAAAUUACACGAUAAAAUUGGUCGUAAAACGAAAGUAGAAGAAGAAAAUAAAAAUCUUAGUGAACAAUUCCAAAGUAAUAUUAAAAAUCGUUUUCAAGAUAUUGAAAAUGAUAUAUCUGUUUAUUCACACGAAUUGGUACAAUUUUGCAUGUCUCUGAAGACACAAAUUGAAACGGUUACCAAUGAAGGAUUAACAGAAACCGAGCUUAUUACUAAUAAAUUAACAAAGGACAUAGACACUUCUUAUAAUGGUUAUAAAGAAUGGUUAAGGAAAGAAAUAGAAACUGUUACCAAUGUAACUGAAGAUGAGCGUAAUCGAUUAGACAAAUUUUCUAAUAGACUAGUAUCUAAAAUCGAAAAUUUAGUAAAAACAAACAUUGCUGAAAAUUUAAACGAAUUAAAUGAAAAAAUUUCGCAAAAACUUGAUCAUUUAGCAACAUUAGCAAGAACAUCUUUAAACGAAAUGUGUGUAUAUCAACUUGAGGAAUCUAAUCAGUUAUAUAAGAAUAUGGAAGAGAUCAAACAAACCGUUCAAAAUGUACUUUAUAGUCAAAAUCAAACUAUACAAGAAAAUCAACAAUUUGCAAGGAUGUUCGAAGAUGUAUAUCUUCAAUUCAAUAAUUUGUACAGAAAUGAAAAUAAAAGGUGUACUGAAGUUUCUGCUAUGUUAAAUCAUGUACAUGAAACAUGCAACAAAAUUAGUAAUAACGCUAAAGAAGAAUGUAAUAGUGGUAUAAAUAAGAAACAAAGUUUACAAAACAAAUUAAAAGAUGAUAUUACAAUAAUUGGAAAUGAUAUUGCCGCUAGUACAAACGAGAAUAGGACAUUGGCAGAAGAAAUGUUAAAGCAAAGUGUUGUUUUAACGAAAGAUAUACAAACAGAAUUAUCUGCAAGGUCUAAUGCGUUAGAAAAAUAUAAAAAUCUGUCGGAAGAACAUGCGCAAGUAUUGAAACAACAAAUAGAAAAUGAUAGAACUGUUCUUACCACUUCGGUUAAAGAUAUCAACGAAACUGUAGAAACUACAUAUGCUAAUACACAAAUUGGAAAUAAGUUGGAAAACCGAAGUACAGAAUCGAUAGAAUGCAAUAAUAGGAUAAUUGCACAAUUGCAUAUGACAGAGCAUGAAAUCGAAAAAUUCCUUAUUGAAGAUUUGCGGCACGACAUUGCAACUGGUACAACACCUGCAAGAAAAGAAUUUCAAUAUCCUCGUCAUUUGACUUCAACUUCUCCUCAUGAACGUAUUCUUCAAAGAUUUAGAGAAAUUAGAAAAAAUAUGGACACAUCAGAAAGUGAUGAAGAUACGACGAUUAUAAUCAAAUCACCCGAAAAUGAAUCUAACGUUUCAUUGUCUUUAUUUGAAAACGGAACAAUUACUUCGUCAUCACCACUUUGCAAUACAAUCGAAGAGUUACCAGACAACCAAAAUGAAACGAUUAAAUACAAUAUUGUCAGGGCUGCUUCAGCAUCAGAUAUUUCCUUAAUUCCAAGGCCAAUUUUUGAAACCAGUAUUCAAUCAGAACCUGAUUUAUCUAUAAAGAGCAAUGAUAAGGAAAACGACAAAGAUGAAUUUUUAAAACCAGACAUGAUGAAAAGCAAACGAUUAUCAAAAACUAAACUUGCAAAUCGAAAAGUGCUUGGAUCAUUCAACUGAUAAUA
Molecule: messenger RNA, 3335 nt
Organism: Polistes dominula (European paper wasp)
Lineage: Eukaryota; Metazoa; Arthropoda; Insecta; Hymenoptera; Vespidae
Product: kinesin-like protein Klp61F
Biological process (GO): microtubule-based movement; mitotic spindle assembly; spindle elongation
Cellular component (GO): nucleus; mitotic spindle; spindle microtubule
Molecular function (GO): microtubule binding; ATP binding; plus-end-directed microtubule motor activity
Source: RefSeq, a predicted model, not a curated record